Molecule: messenger RNA, 2254 nt
Organism: Cercospora beticola
Lineage: Eukaryota; Fungi; Ascomycota; Dothideomycetes; Mycosphaerellales; Mycosphaerellaceae
Biological process (GO): intracellular zinc ion homeostasis
Cellular component (GO): membrane
Molecular function (GO): signaling receptor activity
Source: RefSeq, a predicted model, not a curated record
CACACUUCGCCGUCAGCUCCACGUUCUUGGAUUUCACAUGCCCAAACGAGGAGCAUGAUGAGUGUGCCUGCUGCGUGAGCUGCCCACCCCGACGUUGCACGCUCAACACACCCCACAGUCCUUACCAGUUACCCAUUUCCCUCGUCCUCUCCUCUUCCCUAUAAACAGACUCGACGACUGGCGGGCAAGCGAAGGCCUCAUUUCACCACCCAGCGCUAGCGAUAAAAGCAAAUCACCCGCCCCUAAGCCCACGCUUGACGUAUACCACCAUCACCACAGCCGAGGACUCGCUGUCUGGGACACCAUAGCACGGCAUUAUUGUUGCACAGCGACCGACGUACAGACCAGGCCGCCCGAGCAUGACACAGACGACGUAUUGCACUGCGAGAAGCAGCACCUUUGUCACCAAUUCCACCAGCGAAUGGCAUGAGGAGCCCACGCUUGGCGCCUCUUCAGGCACACACCUUGACGCGGACAUUGCGCGCGCGAGGCAACGAAGACGACAUUCGAGUUACAACCCCCGAUCAUGGAGUGCCGAGCGGGACAAUGUGCAGAUUGCGGUGGACGAAUUCUUGAGCGAUCUGGGCCGCAGGCUGGCCAUGGUGGAGAGUUAUGGCCAGCAUACCUUUGACGCUGGCGUUAAUACAGUAUUCGACACGCUCACCUCGAUCCACACACGAUGCAUGAAGGAGUUCGAAGACGUGCGGGAGUCGGGGCGAAGACGGCACAAGGCUUUCGUGGAUGCAUUGGAGGCGCAAUACAAAGAUGCUCUGGCGAAGCGUGAAACUCUGGAAGCCAAAGUACAGGAGGGCGUCAAGAUGUUGGAGGAGAACCUGGCUGCGUUAGAACAACGGGCCUACCACAUCCGGGAGAAGGGUGCCAUUGCCACGGCGCACGACAUGCUUGAUUCUGGUCUGGCGUACAUGGACGACAAGGCCACCAAGGCUAGUAAUCUCAUGCUUGAAGGUGCUGAUGCUGCCCGCCGAGCGAAGGAACGCAUGAAGAUCAGGAUCGAAGUCGCAUUGGAACAAGCCCGGAAGCACGGUGUUAUUACCUACGACAUGCUACCGGAGCCAUGGCGCGUGAAUCCUUACAUCCUGUCCGGCUACCGUUUCUCAGAGAACAAGCUCCAUUGUGUGACAUCCUGCUUCACACUAUCCAACGAGUUCGUCAACAUCUGGAGCCAUGCCAUAGGUCUUGUCAUCGUCCUCGCACUGGCGUUCUGGAUCUACCCUUCCACUCCUGCCUUCACCAAUGCUACCGCAUUCGAUAUCGUCAUCGCUGGAGCCUUCUUCUUCGCCGCUUGCAAGUGUUUGGUCUGCAGCACGAUGUGGCACGCCAUGUCCUCCAUUUCGAAUCAGACACUGAUGGAACGCUUCGCGUGCGUGGACUACACUGGCAUUUCCUUACUUGUCGCGGCUAGUAUCAUGACGACAGAAUAUACGGCUUUCUACUGCGAGCCAGUCAGUCGCUGGAUCUACAUGUCACUUACGUUCGCCUUGGGCAUCGGAGGUAUCAUUCUACCUUGGCAUCCUACCUUCAACCGCGCGGACAUGGCGUGGGCACGGGUUGGCUUCUACGUAUCCUUGGCGUUGACUGGGUUCCUGCCGAUGGCACAAUUGACAUACGAGCGUGGAUGGUUCGAGACCAUUUACUUCUAUGCGCCCAUCAUGAAGAGCAUCUCGGUCUACUUUCUUGGUGCCAUACUGUACGCAGCCAAGAUCCCGGAGCGCUUCUUGCCAGGAUGGUUCGACUACCUCGGCGGUAGCCACAACCUCUGGCAUUUCGCCGUCCUAGGCGGCAUUCUCUUCCAUUAUACUGCAAUGCAGUCUUUCUUUGGAGAUGCAUUCAAACGAGCCAACGCACCUGCGGGAUGCUCGUUGUAUUGAGGCGAUCGGCGCGAUAUUUCUUUGUGCUUUCAGUGACAAGCGUUCGAGCGUGGGGCAUAAGAGUAGGAAUUCAGAGGCAUCGACGAGCAUGAGCAUGGCAUCAAUUUCAAUAUUCUGUAACAGGCCUUGUCUCAACACAGGCAUUGCAUUGCUAGACCUGAGAAAGACUGGUCGAGCUGUACAUAUUGACGACAGCAGCUGCAUGGAGGGAGAUGGUAGGGGUAGCAUGGAGCAUGGCAUUGCAUUGUCUGGUUUUACUCGAAUAUUCUUUUGACCGCCUGUAGAUAUUCCAAGUCUCGUUUUCACACAGGCCACUUUGGCAGGUUCGUGAUCUCUUUUUGCUUGGGGCGUACAUUGACGAGCCG